Molecule: messenger RNA, 2818 nt
Organism: Callithrix jacchus (white-tufted-ear marmoset)
Lineage: Eukaryota; Metazoa; Chordata; Mammalia; Primates; Cebidae
Source: RefSeq, a predicted model, not a curated record
AUGCUGGCCCAAGAUCCCCCAACCUGCCAACUCAAGGACGAACUCACUGAGUUGGGCCUCCCGGGGUCAAAGUGCAACACUGCAGAAAUCCAAACUGCUUGCAUCCGCGGUUUGAGGACGCCAGAGGAGAUCAAUGAUUUCUGGUUUACCUCGGGCGACAAAAACGGGAGCCGAGCAUGCAAUCUUUUGAUCCACGGUCAGACUCGUUACCCAUUGCGCCACUGGUACCUCACGCGAAAUCUACUGGCGGUUGGAUUACAGCGUGUUGAGAACACACUCGGCAACCACUUUAAAGGACAAUGCAGGCUGGUAAAGUACGACAAGAGGCGACAGUGGAGUCGCAGGGUCUCGGCACCGCCGGCCCCAGACACUCGGGUUCACUGCCUCUCCCAGCUCAGUCAGGCACGCGAGCCAGGGCGCGCUGUCUUUCUGCGCACGCGUAGACCACACAGGCCGGCUCUGGGGCGCUGCGCUCCUCGGAUUACGCAUGCUCAGUGCAAUCUCCGCCUGCCUGGACUGGCCCUUAGGUUUUUCUGUGUUGUACUUCAAGAGACGCAGGCGCAAUUACGCGUCCCUUCGAUAGCUCAGCUGGUAGAGCGGAGGACUGUAGCUACUUCCUCGGCAGAAGACAUCCUUAGGUCGCUGGUUCGAUUCCGGCUCGAAGGAGACGAGCGUAGGUUUUUGCAGCUUCCGAUGACUUAUGGCCCUUUCUUUGGGUUCCUUCAAUGACACAUUGCAUUUCAACGAGCAGUGGGAAAGUUUAGCGCUUUCUCCACUUUUUGGGCCUCCUAGCCUGCGCGGGAAUUAUUUUUUGCGAUUCCCCCGCUCGGGGACCUGUUCGGGCAGGUUCCCAGCGCAGCUGUGGGUCUGCGCUCGGCUGAGCGACUGCCGGGUCACGGCUUCUGUGUGUUCCUAGUCCGUCUUUGUCAUUGCCCGGGUCCCCGAGUCAUACAGGAGGCAGCGCCGGCUCCAGGGGGCCAGGCCGGACCUUCUCCUCAGAGCCACUGGCAGCUUCUGCCAUCCGAGGGCUCGCAGCGGCUGCAGUGAGGAGGUGGGAGGUCCGCGGGAAGGGGUAUCUGGGCUCCCGGAACCUAGGAAUAGAAGAGAGAACACAAUACUAAAAACGUGAAGCCUAAAAUUGACACAAUAUUAUGAGAGAAGGCGGCACCCAGGGUAUUUCGUCCUCUCCCUUCGAUAGCUCAGCUGGUAGAGCGGAGGACUGUAGGUGCACGCCCGUGGCCAUCCUUAGGUCGCUGGUUCGAUUCCGGCUCGAAGGAGAGAUACCUUUAUUUUGUUGCCUUGGACAAAAGAAAUCUGUCUUCAGCGCUCAAUGCUCUGACCCUUCUCUAGAGGAACAGAUAACCAGCCGUGCCCAGCGGUGGGGGAUUAGCUCAAAUGGUAGAGCGCUCGCUUAGCAUGCGAGAGGUAGCGGGAUCGAUGCCCGCAUCCUCCAGUUUUCUUCCUUGUCCUGUACGGUUUUUCUUUCGAUUCUCUAAGCUCAAACUAGAGCUGAAAAGGCAAGUGAAGGGAAGGGUGAGCUCCACGUUACCUCUCUAAAACGUCCCACACAAGGAAUGGUGGACACUAGCAGUUUAUCCUUCUAGCUCUAAAUUUCUAGACCCAUUUAAUUGGGAAAUUCACGAAACUGGUUAUUUUUGCUUCAAAAAUGGCGACAGAUUGCCGUCACUCCGAAUCCUUUAUGAUUUGUAAUAAGAUGUCUACAUUUCCAGGGACUCACCUGAGGCUAAGCUGCCCAUAGUUCGGGGAGACCCACAGGGAAAACAAGACAAGAAACAGAGAACUUGGAAACGGACGCUGAUUACUUUGAACGUUUGCUCAGCCGAGGAACUGUUCGGCUUCAUCUCAAGUCCGCAUGGCAGGCUGCCUGGCUCUGGGCAGAUAUGAGGUGGAUAGGAUAAAGCAAAAGGUGGCCCUGGAGAAGUGAGUGGAUAAACUCCCUGGACACAGGGGCUGCUUUUGGAGGAGGUUCUAACAUCAUUGUCCUCCAGGGAAGUAACUGUGGAGAGUUAACUAGAAACUAGCGCUGAGAGAGUAUUAAUUGGAUAAAAGUUCUAUCUAGGGCAGCCCUUGAGAGUAAUUUUGUUAAGCAAAGACAAGACAAAAACAAAACGAAUAAAAUCCUAACACACAUUUACACACUCACUAAAGGAUUCAGAGGUUGAACAGAACACAAACACUUUUCUGGAAAUAAAAUCUCUCUACCCUAAUUUUUCUAGAAAAAAAAAAAGCUGUUGAAGCCACCCCACAGUUCUCACAAGACAAAACACAAAUCUUCCACACAAAGGCAGAAAUACAGUAUCAUCUUUUGUGAGGACUGCAUUAAAUAAAUGACAUUUCUUUAGGGUCCUAGGCUACCUGUAUGCUUUUGUUACCAGUGUAUACAACAUGCUAUGGUUUAUUGCUAUCUUUCAUUUUCUAGGGUGGUCCAUUUUUGCGUUUUAUUAUUUUUGUUUUUUAAUUGAAUGUAUUGUAAAUCACUUGAAAUAUAACAUCAUGAUGUUUAUUAAAACAUAUUUACAAAGUAAGAAAAAGAAUGCCUUUAUCAGAUGACAUCGCAGUUUCUAGUUUGGGAUUCUGGGUUUUCUAGCUGGCUGAGGGGAAGAACUGGCAGUGAAACUUUAAGUGACUGAAAGAGCAAGAAGUAAGUAAUAAGUCAAAGGAAUAGGAAGGAAUGCACCCAAAACCCAGUGGAGGACACAUGUUUGGGGGAGGUGACCCGGGCCAGAAUUGAAGCAGCAUCUCAGAGUCAGCAACCAAAAGCUGGGAAUGGAAUUCAUGUACAAAGCUCAAAGGUACA